AUCUUUUCUUCUUUCUGAGAACCAAAACUGGAUUGGUUUGAGGACGUCAAUUAUGAAGCUGACCUGCAUGUUCUCCUUCAUCCUGCUGUUCGGGGCAGCUGGUCUCGUUGUGUUCAUCCACCUGCAGGAUCCAGAAGUAAUUGUCCAUCAGCAAACACCAGGACUAAGAUAUAACAUGGAACCUCAGCAACCCAAAAAAGACUGCACACCCAGCAACCGUCAGAAUGGGAAAAUACAAGGGAAUGCGGUAGCUGAAUUCCCAAUUGUAAACCAGAGGACUUCAUUAAACCCAGUGCCAAAUGGACCGACCAAGCAUCAAAGUGCAGAUAUCAAGCAAAACAUGCUGUUUGUUAUUAAAGACCAUCAGAAAAAAGGUGCAGGAACCUAUUCUGCUAGGAGUCAUAAGCGAAAGAGGAGAUUUGUCAUCAAGAAGAGCCCUGUCCUUAUUGCCAUAAAUGGCUCUUUUCCCAACUUGUCCAUUCUGAAAUCGGAGGAUAGAAAUGACGUCAAAUGGAAAAGCCUAUAUGAGACCCAAAGGGAGAGAAAGCGAAUCAUGAGAGAGACGUGCUCCAAAUAUAAAAGCAACAGCAAAAGAAUCAUCACGCCGUAUCAUGUUUCCAGGAUAUUCGUUGAAGAUAAAUACCGAAUUCUGUACUGUGAAGUUCCCAAAGCUGGUUGCUCCAACUGGAAGAGGGUACUCAUGGUUCUUAAUGGACUAGCCUCUUCCACCAGAGUUAUUCAACACAACACAGUGCAUUAUGGGAAUUACUUAAAAAGGUUGGAUGCUUUUGACCACAAAGGAAUCAACCAUAGGCUCAACACUUACACGAAAAUGCUCUUUGUCCGCGAACCUUUUGAAAAGUUGGUUUCUGCGUUUCGAGACAAGUUUGAGCACCCCAACAAUUAUUACCACCCAGUUUUUGGCAGACCCAUCAUUUCAAGGUACCGAGUCAAUGCCACCAAAGAAGCAUUGAGGACAGGUUCUGGGGUGAAAUUUAAAGAGUUCAUUCAGUACCUUCUAGAUGUGCACCGGCCUGUGGGGAUGGACAUCCACUGGGAUCACGUGAACAGACUCUGUAGCCCAUGUUUGAUAGACUAUGAUUUUAUAGGCAAAUUUGAAACCAUGGAAGAAGAUGCCAACUUCUUCCUGCAUUUAAUUAACGCUCCACAAAAUUUGACUUUUCCUAGGUUUAAAGACAGGCAUUCUAAUGAAGAGCGAACAACCACGCAAAUUAUGCAGCAAUAUUUCACGCAGCUUUCUCCUGCUCAAAGGCAACGCAGCUACGAUUUCUAUUAUAUGGAUUAUCUGAUGUUUAACUACUCCAAGCCUUUUGAAGACCUCUACUAA
Eublepharis macularius is the source of this 1348-nucleotide messenger RNA. RefSeq names its product carbohydrate sulfotransferase 8 (gene CHST8). Gene Ontology annotation, biological process: proteoglycan biosynthetic process; carbohydrate biosynthetic process. Lineage: Eukaryota; Metazoa; Chordata; Lepidosauria; Squamata; Eublepharidae. The transcript has 3 exons. The record is from RefSeq and is a predicted model, not a curated record. Bases 53 to 1348 code for a protein of 431 amino acids. Gene Ontology annotation, molecular function: sulfotransferase activity. Gene Ontology annotation, cellular component: membrane.